UUCAUUACGUUAUCUCCAAUCUCAAGGGAGUAAACUGAAGUAAACAACUCGCGUCAUUACAAAGAUACAUUCUUUCUUAUUUUUCUUUUAAUGACCAACGUGAUUUUCGGUAAUUUUGAAAGCAGUCGCGUGAUGAUACCGCUUAGAGGAAUGCAAUAUGAGAACAACAGAACAGCAUCGGAAAUCAUGCGUACAAAAUGAUAUGGAAACGCAAUUACCAGACCUGACAGCAGUUAAUCACGAGAAAUUUCUUGACAGAGACGCACUAGGUGUCUUAUUGUUUUACCUAGUCUAAUCACAUCUUGAAUCUUUCGUGCAUCCAUAGAUCUCGAAUUCGGGUCGUAGACGGUGUGCAGAUUAAUCAUGCAGAUCAUACUCCUGAAGUCAGAGUGAUCGGCGAUGUAUGCAGUGGGGACAAAAUACUGGGAUGUGCUCGUCUGCUAUUUAUGUCAUUUUUUUUAAGUGACGAGUCAUGCCCGGUGAACCACCAGCCACAGCUGGAAGUAAAUCCAGUAGCAAAGCAAAGAGGAUCUCUAUACCUCGUGUACAAAGCAGUACUGAUACAGAACUACAGUCUCAACAGAGUCAAAGCGGUUCAACUCCAUUGCAAUCUACUGCAUUGCACUAUGUCACCUUCCGUUCGGAGUUAGAAGACAGCCCCAUUCCAUCGGCUCUGCGAUGCCGUUUGUAUGAUCUGUUUCACCAAAUUGAAAAGGAAUUUGAAAUGUUGUACACAGAAAAUCUUGGAUUGCAGGAGAAGAUCGACAUCCUAAAUGAUAGACUUGAAAGAGAGUGUUAUGGAUCGGGCGAGCGUAGUUUACCUCCAGGAGAUCUUACGGAUUAUCCAGAAACAAAAAAUCUAUCUAAGCAGAAAUCAAUGGGUGCAAACUCAGCGCAAAAAAUUAAAACUUCCCACAAAUUAAAAGCACAGACCAGUAAAAUAGUAUCAAGUUUUAAAACUCCGUCUAUGAAUUGCACUAUGCAAAAAGAGUAUAUGGGUCAUCGAGAUGGUGUGUGGGAAGUAUCCGUCGGCAGAUUAGGUCAACCCAUCAUAGCAACUGCCUCUGCUGAUCAUACAGCACGUAUAUGGGCAAUAGAUAAUAGUCGAUGUUUGUUACAAUAUAUCGGUCACAGUGGAUCUGUAAAUUCGGUUCGGUUUCAUCCAAAUAGAGAAUUGGCUUUAUCAGCGAGUGGCGACUGUUCCGCUCACGUGUGGCAGGCAGCUGUUGAUUGGGAUAUGUCGAAAAGAGUAUCGUCGUUAGAAGAACUUCCAAUAGCGAGUUCCGAACGAACUACUGCUAAUAAUCUACUCAGUAAUAACGACGAGCAAGAUGAUCCCCCGACUUUAAGGACACCGAUACGCGAACUUUUGGGUCAUACAAGCGUUGUAAUGGCUGCAGAUUGGCUCUCUGGUGCUGAACAGUUAGUCACAGCUUCUUGGGAUAGAACAGCAAACUUGUACGACACGGAAACCGGAGAGAUUAUACAUACACUAUGCGGACACGAUCAAGAAUUAACUCACGUGUCGACUCAUCAUACACAAAAAUUGUGUGUUACGUCUAGUAGAGAUAAUACAUUUCGAUUGUGGGAUUUUAGGGAACCCAUACACUCGGUUUCAGUAUUUCAAGGUCAUACAGAAACAGUAACGUCUGCAGUCUUUACGAGAGAAGAUAAAAUUGUAUCUGGUUCGGAUGACAGAAGUAUAAAAGUAUGGGAAUUACGUAAUAUACGUAGUCCAUUAGCGACAAUACGUGGAGAUAGUGCUGCUAAUAGAUUAUCAGUUUCUAGUACCGGGAUAGUGGCAAUACCACAUGACAAUAGACAAAUACGUUUAUUUGAUCUAAGUGGUCAACGUUUGGCAAGGUUACCUAGAACUAGUAGACACGGACAUCGUAGAAUGGUGUGUUCUGUUGCUUGGUUGGAAGAUAGCAGUGUGUGUAAUUUAUUUUCUUGUGGUUUCGAUAGACUAGUAUUAGGUUGGAGUGUUCUUCCUGUUAAAGAUGCUUAAACAUCAAAAACUGU
Messenger RNA from Cyphomyrmex costatus, 2022 nucleotides. RefSeq names its product WD repeat domain 37 (gene Wdr37). The coding region runs from base 473 to 2008 and encodes 511 amino acids. The transcript has 6 exons. Gene Ontology annotation, molecular function: protein binding. The record is from RefSeq and is a predicted model, not a curated record. Lineage: Eukaryota; Metazoa; Arthropoda; Insecta; Hymenoptera; Formicidae.